Messenger RNA from Chroicocephalus ridibundus (black-headed gull), 2930 nucleotides. RefSeq names its product 2,4-dienoyl-CoA reductase 1 (gene DECR1). The record is from RefSeq and is a predicted model, not a curated record. Gene Ontology annotation, biological process: fatty acid beta-oxidation. The transcript is spliced from 10 exons. Gene Ontology annotation, cellular component: mitochondrion. Gene Ontology annotation, molecular function: 2,4-dienoyl-CoA reductase (NADPH) activity. Lineage: Eukaryota; Metazoa; Chordata; Aves; Charadriiformes; Laridae. The coding region runs from base 67 to 1080 and encodes 337 amino acids.
UGGCCCCGGUCACGGAGCAGGCGCACAGCCCAGCGCCCGGCAGCCCCGGCCCAUCGUCGGGGAAAGAUGGCGGCGGCAGUGCGGCUGGGCCGGCGCAGCGUCCGCGGCCGUGCCGCGGCCUGCCUCUCCUGCAGCGGGCGGUUUUUCAGCCGUGGGCCAAAUGUGCUGCAUCAAGACAGCAGUGCACCUCAGGCUGCAUUCUUUUCACCUCUUCAAAAAGUGAUGUUGCCACCAAAUACCUUUCAAGGGAAAGUGGCCUUUAUAACCGGUGGAGGUACUGGGAUUGGCAAAGGGAUGGCAACAACUUUGUCCAGUUUAGGUGCCACGUGUGUUAUAGCGAGCCGGAAGCUUGACGUUUUGAAAGGAGCAGCAGAAGAAAUUUCUUCAAAAACUGGGAAUAAGGUUCAUGCCAUCCAGUGUGAUGUGAGAGAUCCAGCGUCAGUUAAGAAUGCUGUUGCUGAAAUAAUCCAAGUGGCAGGACAUCCUAAUGUUGUGAUAAACAAUGCAGCUGGAAACUUUAUUUCCCCUUCUGAACGACUUUCUGCUAAUGCAUGGAAAACAAUAACUGAUAUUGUGCUUAAUGGUACUGCUUUUGUAACUCUGGAAAUCGGAAAGGAGCUCAUUAAAGUACAAAAAGGAGCAGCAUUCCUGGCUAUUACAACAAUUUAUGCAGAGAGUGGUUCAGGAUUUGUGUUGCCGAGUGCCUCUGCCAAAGCUGGUGUAGAAGCAAUGAGCAAGUCUCUUGCGGCUGAAUGGGGUAAAUAUGGCAUGAGAUUCAAUGUGAUUCAACCAGGUCCAAUAAAAACAAAGGGUGCUUUUAGCCGCCUUGACCCAACAGGCUCAUUUGAGAAGAAAAUUAUUGAUAGGAUUCCCUGUGGUCGUCUGGGAACUGUAGAAGAAAUUGCAAACCUUGCUGCCUAUCUCUGCAGUGACUAUGCAACCUGGGUUAACGGAGCAGUUAUUAGAAUGGAUGGUGGAGAAUAUGUUUCUAUGGCAGGAGAAUUCAAUGAUUUGAAGAAGGUUACCAAAGAGCAGUGGGAUAUGAUGGAAGCAAUGAUUAGAAAAACAAAAGGCUCUUAAAGUACAUAACUAUGGUGGAGAUUUUUGGAAAUGAACCACUACUUUUUCAUGAAUGUUUAGAAAUGACCAAUUGAGAAAUAGCCUUCAGAAUCUUUUGUAUGCUAAUUUGAAUAAAAAUAUUUUGAAUAUAGCAUGUAUAUUUUUUUCCAUCUACAAUCUAAUCUGUUGCCAACAGUGAAGAACAGCUGUUCACUGAAACUUUAUUGUUCUUUAGAUUAUGUUUUAUAUAGCCAUGCCGUGGUCUACAAUUAGCUUUUUUUUUUUUAAUAUUUCAAAGGAUUUUUUUUGUUUCUCAGAUAUGUGGAGUUGUCUCUUAGUAUUGUAAUUCCAAGCAUUUCAGAACUACCAUAACAGAAUGUAAUUGUUAAUCUCAGGAAAAACUAAGAAAUUAAGUCCUAAUCUUCCCACUUGAAUAAUAGAUCUGAAACUUGUAAAUAACAAAGUUUCAAUUUAUCAGCAGGACUGCAUAUACUGAGAUAGGAUGUAACUCCUGUGGUUACUUACAAAAUCUUGAAAUACAUAUACCAUCUAGGUCUCAUCAUCUGCUGACAUUUCCAGUCUGAUAAUUAUGCUGAACUUUAAAAAUGGCAUUUAAGGACUAGCAACGCCUUUCUGAGGAGUUUGCUCUUUGCAAUGAUUAAGUUAAUGUUCUUGAAAAUGAGAAACUAAACAUCAUUUGCUAUUAGCGUGUGUGUGACUAAGGGAGUCUUUCCAUAAAAAAUGGUUUACUUAAGACUAGUAUAGGACAUCAGAAAAUCAGGACUGAAAGCCUUGAAAUGUCAUUGGUUGAGUUUUACAGAAAUCCCUACGUUUCAUUUGCAUUCGCAGACUGGUACUAAAGAAGCUUUAAGAUGGCAUUACCUUCAUAUCUACUUCAGUUUAUCCAUCCCAAAUAAGCAAGUGAUUAAAAACCAACCAAGCAAAACCCAACAAACCAUGUUUAUUGCUGUCCGUCUUUUAGUAUUAUUACAUUUUUCAGAUUAGGGAGUUGCCAGUUGUUUGUCCCCCCACCUUGCUUCAAGCAAUGGAUGGAAGUAUUAAAAAAAAAGUAACAGACUCUGGCCUUUACAGCCUGAAAUCCAUGCUUUUUUAUUUUUUUUUUUUUGUUUAAAUUGUUUAACCCAAGCUCCAGGCCAUCCACACAUACGGGCACGGACAUAGCUGUAUGUGCUUGGAAAUUGAUACCGUGAUUUAAGAGUCAGGAAUAUAGAAACCAUUAAAGGAUGUUGUCCUUCAAGUGCUGACAGCUGUUUUGUCCCUUUACCCACACUUCAGGCCACACUUACAUAUGCCAGCAUCUAACAUAGAUAUUAUUUGAUCACCUUAAUACAAAGCUGAAGCAAGCUAUUCUAUGUUCUACUGAAAGGGUGGACAAUACUAGCGCAGGCUUCCACGUGCCAGCUUUCUCCUGAGAGUGAUGAUGAGGGGGAUUGAAUAGCAUCUGUGACACUGAUAAUGAAACAAAGCAAAUGUGUUUAUCGUAGCAGCCUUCAGGAAGUCUCUUGAACAUAAUGUAAAGUUUUUUUUAUAGCAUCUUGGGUUGUGGUAGGUCUACUGUCAAGAUCAAAUUCUGACAACGGUAUCCAUGUCUUUUCCCCAAAAAGUGAUUUAGUUGAGAAGUUUGGCCCAUGUAUACUGUUCUUUGCUUGUUGUCCUUUGCAUAUACUUAUAUUUUCAUUUUGUAUGGCACACAGUUGCAUAUAAGGCUUUGACGCUUGGAAAAAAAAGUGUUUCAGAAAAAAAUUGGAAGGUAUGCAUGUGAGCUGUGGUGUGACCAGGUAUUUCUCUGUGGUAUUUAAUAGGGUAUCCUCUGGAGAUGGGCUAACAAUAAAAAUAUUUUCCCACUGGUC